GCUGGGGCGCGCGGCGGCGGCGCCAUGUCGAUGGAGGACCCCUUCUUCGUGGUGAAGGGGGAGGUGCAGAAAGCUGUGAAUACUGCCCAGGGGCUUUUCCAGAGGUGGACAGAGCUCUUGCAAGAUCCCUCCAUUGCCACAAGAGAAGAAAUCGACUGGACCACUAAUGAGCUCAGGAACAACCUGCGGAGCAUCGAGUGGGACCUGGAAGACUUGGAUGAAACAAUUAAUAUCCUUUCUGCAAACCCACGGAAAUUCAACCUCGAUGCGACGGAGCUGGGUAUCAGGAAAGCCUUCAUCACGAGCACACGGCAGGUGGUCAGGGAAAUGAAGGAUCAGAUGUCAAACUCCUCCAUACAAGCACUGGCUGAAAGAAGAAACAGGCAGGCACUCCUGGGAGAAAGUGGGAGUCAGAGUUGGAGCACUGGACCUGACAAAUACAGCCGUCUGGACCGGGACCUGCAAUUAGCAAAUUCACACUUCAUUGAAGAGCAGCAAGCUCAACAACAGUUGAUUGUGGAGCAGCAGGAUGAGCAGUUGGAGCUGGUCUCUGGCAGCAUUGGAGUGCUGAAGAACAUGUCCCAGCGCAUUGGCGGGGAACUGGAGGAGCAAGCAGUGAUGCUGGAUGACUUCUCCCAUGAAUUAGACAGCACUCAGUCACGGCUUGAUAAUGUCAUGAAGAAGCUCGCCAAAGUGUCUCACAUGACAAGUGAUCGACGGCAGUGGUGUGCAAUUGUUGUCCUCUUCGUCAUCCUGCUGGUGGUGCUCAUCCUGCUUUUUGUCCUGUGAUGGACUGAACUUCCUGGGAUGCCCCCUCCCUGCCCCCUCGGCCCGGUGUCACAGGGAAAUGAAACUCUCACCGUUUCCGUCCGCACGCAGAGAUACCUGACCCCGGCUCUCAACAUUCUCCUCUGAGGACCAUGGUUUGGCUCUGCUGGUGUCUCACCGGGACCUGGGGAGAAGGGGUGCAGGACUGGAGCUGCCUCCUCCCCCAGUGCAGUGUGAUCUGGACCUGACCUUCAGGUCUGGACCCAGGCAGCUGGAGGGGGACUUGACCCCUUACCCUUUCACCUCGUGCAGGUAGGAGCCGGUUGCAGCACUCCCAAGCCGCCUGUGGUCGGAUGCGAACACAGAGCAGCAAGCCCUGGGGAGGACAGGAGCGGGGAGGAAUUAGUUGAUUCACUGAGCAUUACAAACUGCAUUGCCAGCCUCCAGUGCUUGCCAGCCAAAGGCAUUACUGGGAGGAGUGGUGGUGUGGAAGUCCGUGCAGCCCUGGUGAGUGAGGGGAGCCCUGGCUGAACUCCCACUGCCCCACACUGCCUUCCUCCCAUGGGCUGGCUCAGUGCUGCUGAUCUGCUGCCGAGGUACCACAGUGAGUCUCCAGCUGAGCUCACAUCCACCACCGCUUGGCAGAAGCUUGCAUGCAGGUGAGCCAUAGGGUGUCCUGUCCUGUCCUGCCAUCGGCUGGCUGGGUGCGAUGAGAAACCCCAGAGCUUUAAACUUGGGUUGCUGCACACUGAAAGCUGGCAAACAACCGUUAGCCAGAGAGUGAAUUUCUUAAAGCUUUUAAAAUUGCCUGCUUCGUUAUACAAGCCUCUAAAGCUCAUUGACUGAUGCUUUCUUUGCCCUUGUAUAACUGCUUCUGUUUAACAGCUGCUUCCCUUUGGCAAGUGAUUUGUCAGGUCUAAAAUAACUUAUUUUUUUUAAGGAAAAACCAAAAACUUUAAAGAUGUUUUUGAUGACCGUUCAAGCCCCAUAUUCUCUGCGGGUGCACAACAUGCAUUGUCAGAGGAAUGAGGCUCCAUUAUGUACUUCGAGUGCAUAUGAACUUGUAAAUAGGAUGUCUUAAUUUUCCCAACUGCUUUUUUUUGACACCUCCAUUGUGAGCAACUAAAAGGCAGGAGAUUUAAAGCUAGGUCACAUUCCUGUAUUACUUCCCAGUCCUGUUAACUUUGAGUUGUCUCAGCAGUGUUGGAUAGCCUAGUUGUCUCCCUUGUACAGUGAAUUAAAAGUCAGCCAGGUGGUUGAUACCA
Messenger RNA from Pezoporus flaviventris, 2033 nucleotides. RefSeq names its product syntaxin 6 (gene STX6). The coding region runs from base 25 to 789 and encodes 254 amino acids. Gene Ontology annotation, biological process: Golgi vesicle transport; intracellular protein transport. NCBI's taxonomy places the organism in Eukaryota, Metazoa, Chordata, Aves, Psittaciformes, Psittacidae. Gene Ontology annotation, molecular function: SNAP receptor activity. Gene Ontology annotation, cellular component: membrane. The transcript is spliced from 8 exons. The record is from RefSeq and is a predicted model, not a curated record.